This is a messenger RNA of Rotaria sp. Silwood2, 812 nucleotides long. Lineage: Eukaryota; Metazoa; Rotifera; Eurotatoria; Philodinida; Philodinidae. The record is from the annotation of a GenBank genome assembly.
AUGGCAAACGAAGUUUUAAUGGAACUUUUUGAAUAUUAUGAUUUUUAUUCACUUUUCUUUUCGUUCUCGUCACUCAAUGUUCGCUUCGACGCUCUUCUUGCUCGUUGUCGUGCCAGUAUUGAUCAUGAUCGCCUAGCACCUAAUGCUUUUAUUCAUUUUCUGGCUCGGAUUUUAGAACAAAUCAAUAAUGAUCAUAUUCAAUCAUUUCAUGCUUCAAAUAUUCAUCAAAUGUUUAUUUUGGCUCAUGAUGAUUCUCUAUUUCAUUUUGCUCAUAUUCGGUCACUUCGAUUGUGCAAUAUUCCAUCGAAUAUCAUUCAUAUUAUCGUCGAACGUGUUUAUUUCUAUCAACUCGAGCAUGUUUCACUCGAUCAAAAACCACUCCAGCUUUUUCCUUAUAACUGGUACCCUUCAAAACAUUUUUUGGACUCAAACCGAUAUCCUUGGCUUCGAUCGUACAGCGACUCCCUGAUCUGGCUUAUGGAGGGUACAACUGUGCUAUCAUCACUUGAAUAUAUUCGAAUGGAUGGAUCCAGCAGUUCGGACAGCUAUCUUAGCCUUCUUCGCCGAUCACCACGUUUGAAAUCUUUUCAAGCGAAAUUUUGGCUCGAAUCUUACAAAGAUUCAUCAUCACCGAUCUAUACACACGAUGUCCUUACCAAUUUACAUUUAAUAUUAGGUUGGAAAUUUCAUAUGUCAACAAUCAUAUAUUUGUUUCAGUCAACAACUCGAGUACGUAAACUUACUUUCACGGCAUCCAAAAAUCGUCAUUAUACAGUUGUCGAUCCACAUUGGUGGGAGAGUGUUUUGAGCAA